Molecule: messenger RNA, 284 nt
Organism: Penicillium cosmopolitanum
Lineage: Eukaryota; Fungi; Ascomycota; Eurotiomycetes; Eurotiales; Aspergillaceae
Product: glycosyl transferase family protein
Exons: 2
Coding region: 75-284 (69 amino acids)
Source: RefSeq, a predicted model, not a curated record
CUCGUCAGCACUUCCGACACACAAUUGAGGUCAUCUUCUUCCGUUUGUUCUCGCUCCGUGUAACCGCCCGAAACAUGGGUAACUGUGUGCCCGAAUCAGCGAAACCGCCUGAAUUACGGGGUUCCAAAGUCUGGACCACUCUCAUAACAAAUACCGCGUAUUUGUCUGGUCUGUUGACUCUCGAUUACUCUCUUAAGAGAGCUGGUUCAAAAUAUCCUCUCGUUGUUCUUUACACAGAUUCAUUCCUGCGGAUGGACACAAAGCUCUGGACUCGAGGGGAAUAG